AUGGGAUCAACACUAUCACCGCUAACAACAACGACAUUGACUACAGCAUCAACAAUAUCUACCAUUACUGCCCAUCAGUCAGGAUGGUCUAAUACUGGCAACAUGAGUAGUAAACGAAGUUAUCAUGCAGCAUCUUUAUUAACAAAUGGAAAAGUCUUAGUUGUUGGUGGAUAUAAUCUUGAUGAUGGUUAUCUAAAUAAUAGUGAAUUGUAUGAUCCAUCAACAGGAACUUGGACAGCUACUGGUAAUAUGCAUAUCGACCGAUAUCAUCACACAUCAUCUGUAUUACCAGAUGGAAAAGUCUUAGUUGCUGGUGGAUUUAGACAUGGUUCUUGGAUAAAUAGUAGUGAAUUGUAUGAUCCAUCAACAGGUAAUUGGACAAUUACUGGUAGCCUGAAUCGUGCACGACAUCUGCGCACAGCAUCAGUGUUAACAAAUGGAAAAGUCUUAGUUGCUGGUGGAGCAGGUGAUCGUGAUACUCAAUAUAGUGCUGAGUUGUAUAAUCCAUCAACAGGUAAUUGGACAAUUACUGGUAGCAUGCAUUAUGGACGAGAAUGGCCGACAGCAUGCAUCUUAAAAAAUGGAAAAGUCUUAAUUACUGGUGGAGCUUUUGGUGAUUAUAUGAAAACUGCUGAAUUGUAUGAUCCAUCACUAGGUAAUUGGACAGUUACUGGUAGCAUGUAUUAUAGACGAGAGUGGCACACAGCAUCGGUCUUAGCAAACGGAACAGUAUUAGUUACUGGUGGAUACGAUGGUAAUGUCGUUCCAGAUAGUGCUGAGUUAUAUAAUCCAUCAACAGGCAAUUGGACACUUACUAGUUAUAUGAAUGAGCCACGAUCCGAUCAUACAGCAUCUGUAUUAACAAAUGGAAAAGUAUUAGUUACUGGUGGAUGUUAUGGUGAUUGUGGGAAUAGUACUGAAUUGUAUGAUCCAUCAACAGGUAAUUGGACAACAACUGCUAGCAUGAAUAACGGACGACGUGAUCACAGAGUAUCCGUCUUAACAAAUGGAAAAGUAUUGGUUACUGGUGGACAUCUUAGUGAUAUCUAUCUAAAUAGUGCUGAGUUGUAUGAUCCAGCAACAGAAACUUGA
This is a messenger RNA of Rotaria sp. Silwood1, 1092 nucleotides long. The record is from the annotation of a GenBank genome assembly. Lineage: Eukaryota; Metazoa; Rotifera; Eurotatoria; Philodinida; Philodinidae.